AUGGGCGUCAACUGGUCCCUCGAGUGCUGCAACGAUAAGCAGUUGCUUUCCAUCUUCCUCAUCGUUUGCUACGCGGUCGUCAUCUUCAAACUAUGGCGCGUGUCUAUCCUCCACCCGUUCAAGAUCCUGACGGUGUUCCUGCACGAACUGGGACAUGCCACCGCUGCGUGGCUCACUUGUGGCAGUGUGAAAGGGAUGGAGGUGCAUCCGGAUGAAGGGGGCGUGACCAAGACUGUCGGUGGGCUGCAGUGGGUCAUCUUGCCAGCUGGAUACUUGGGAUCGGCAGCGUGGGGUAUGGCGCUAACAAUUGCGAGUGCCAACAAAACGGCGUCAGAGGUGGCCGCAGGUGUCCUCAUCUUCUUCCUGCUGGUCUUCAUCUUGUAUGCGCACAAUGGGUACCUGCGGAUUCUGAACCUCUGCUUCAUCGUGCUACUUGCGAGUUUGCUGGCGCUAAACAUUGGCACGACGUUCGACGCCUUGCAGUACGUGACGCUGUUUCUCGGCGUCAUGAGCUGUCUGUUUUCGGUCUAUGAUAUCUGGGACGACCUCAUCUCGCGCCGCGUGAAUGAGAGCGACGCGUCGGUCUUUGCUAAAAUGACGCACACGUCAAGUCGUUGCUGGGGGGUUAUUUGGGGUCUCAUCGCGCUCGUCUCGCUCGUUGCGGCGGUAUACUUCAAUUUGCUGGUUGCCGAGAGCUCGGGCGAGUCCCUCACGAACAUCUCGGACGCGUCCACGGGCACGAAAGUCGCGUUGUCCUUUGCUGUCAUCAUUGUGGUCCUCGCUGUAGUUCACACGGCUGUCACCCGGAGAUGUAUGUUGCGGAAGCGCGUGGGAUUCCGCAGCUACUUUUCCGUCGUAUAA
This is a messenger RNA of Hyaloperonospora brassicae, 861 nucleotides long. Lineage: Eukaryota; Oomycota; Peronosporomycetes; Peronosporales; Peronosporaceae. The record is from the annotation of a GenBank genome assembly.